AUGUGUGGAAACUCCGAGGUCUGUCGAGACUUGGAAUUCCUGACCCCCGCUCUUGACUGUCAGCGGAGCCCUCUGAAUGACUACCACCGCUCUAAAGGAGUGCAGCUCCGGCAUUCGUUUUAUUGGCCACAAGAGGUUCCUUUCUCAGAAGAGGAGUGUGCUAGCCAGUGUACUGGGAGUCUCCAAUGCAGAGCUUUCAAUUACAACCUCCAGAGCAAGCAAUGCCAGCUACUAUCCUGGACCAGUCAGGAAUCCAGCAUAGAACGGCACAGACACAAUCACAUUGAUUUGUAUGAAAAGAAAGAUUAUAUGCGAGAAUGCAUUGUGGACAGGGGAGUCACAUACAGGGGACGUGCCUCUGUAACCAGAAGUGGGAAGUCUUGCCAGUAUUGGAGCACUAAUGUGCCUCAUGAACACAGAAACUCGCCAAGUCAAUUCCCAGAGAAAGGGCUGGAUUUGAAUUACUGCCGUAACCCUGACAAUGAUGAGAAUGGCCCCUGGUGUUACACCAUGGACUGGCAUACCCGGCUGGAGGACUGUGGCAUCGCGAGAUGUGACCAAGAUGCAUGUUUGUUGUGCAACGGUGAGGAUUACUCUGGUUUUAUGGACCACACAGAGAGUGGGAGAGAGUGUCAGCGCUGGGAUCUCAGUUAUCCACACUCCCAUAAAUACCAACCAGAGAAGUACCCUGAGAAGAACUUGGAUGAUAAUUACUGCCGCAAUCCAGAUGGCUCACUCCGGCCCUGGUGUUAUACCACUGACCCUAAUGUGGAGCGUGAAUACUGCAGCAUACCGAAAUGUGGAGGACAGCACAAGCUGAAAGAUGUGGAGAUCACCAAGAAAUGUUUCAAACACAAUGGGGUCGGAUACAGAGGAACUGUAAACCAAACCUCGGCCAGAACUCCCUGUCAACGUUGGGACCAGCAGCAUCCACAUGCACACGAGUUCACACCAGAAAACUAUCCCUGCAAGGGGUUGGAUCAGAAUUAUUGCCGAAAUCCUGAUGGGUCAGAAGCCCCUUGGUGUUUCACAACGGAUGAAGGAGUCCGGACGGCAUUCUGUUUUCAGCUUGAACGCUGCGAUGAUGACAUUGAACCUGAAGACUGUUACCAUGGAAAUGGGACAACAUACAGAGGAGUUGUGAGUAAAACUAGGAAGGGAAUCCCUUGCCAGAUGUGGAACUUCAAUGGACAUCAGGCAUCGCGAGUCAGUGCUGAGAGCCACCCUGGUGCUGGCCUUCUGAAAAACUAUUGUCGAAACCCUGAUGGUGACAGUCACGGGCCCUGGUGUUACACCACUGAUCCCAAAGUGCAGUGGGAUUAUUGUGCCAUCCGUACCUGCAGUGGGGAAGAUCCUCCGAUUUUUGCCCCCUUUGCAGACUCAAUCAAAUUUGACUCCUGUGGUAGGCGGGAAGACCGAACAGUUUAUAACAAAAAAAGUCGGGUACUUAGAGGUCAACCUGGUAACUCCCCCUGGACUGUGAGCCUUCGCAACAGGGAAGGGAAACAUUUUUGUGGCGGGACCCUUGUGAGCAAGAAUUGGAUCAUCAGCACAAAGCAGUGCUUCUCUUCCUGUUACGCUGAGUUCAGGGGCUAUGAGGCCUGGAUGGGAACUGUGUUGAAAAAUCCCAGGCCUGAUGACCCAGAAAAGCAAGCAAUCCCUAUCCGAAGGGCCGUGUGUGGACCAAAACGCUCCAACUUGAUCAUGUUGGAGUUAGAGAGCUCUGCCACUUUGAACACUCGGGUUGCUGUGAUCUGUCUACCCCCUCAGGGGUACAUUGUUCUUGAAGAAACUGAGUGUGAGAUAGCAGGUUGGGGAGAGACGCAAGGUACAGGCCAUGAUAAUGUUCUAAAUAUCCUGACGAUGCCGGUGAUGAGUAACAAGAAGUGCAAUCGGUACUACAGAGGUCGACUGGCCGAGACCGAGAUCUGUGCUGGGACUAUGGAAAGGGGAGCUGGAGCAUGUGAGCGGGAUUAUGGUGGGCCCCUCGCUUGCUUUACCCAUCAGUGCUGGGUGCUCGAGGGAGUCAUCAUUCCUGGUCGUGGAUGUGGUCGACCGAAUCAGCCUGGGAUCUUUGUCCGAGUUGCAAUGUACGUGGACUGGAUAAAAAAAGUCAUGGCACUCUAGGCAUUGGGAUCAGAGCUCAGGCUUUCAGGGGAGAUGUGAAAAUCAGCGCCUGCAAUGACAAAUCACUCUUCCCAUUACCCGGCUCUCUUAUCAAUGCAACAUCAUUUUUCCAUGCCUGUCAGAAAUAAUCACCUUUAAACAAUUUGCAGUGUAGAACUGAAAAGUAGUUUAGUGUAGAAACCUGAUAUGUAUGGAGGAUUUGUUAUUCGAUUGACCAAUCCAUCAAUUGUUAUCUUUGGGAAGAUCUGCUAUCAAUGGUGCAAUGGAUCAAUCAUCUUUGGGAGGCUUUGCUAUUCACCGCAGUAUGAAUCAAUAAAGUUAUGUAUGGGAUGCCAUUUAAUGAAAUUGCAUAUUUUCAAUUAGCAUUGUUUUGUGUAUUAGGCAUUAGUUUGAAGAUUUUAAAUAGCUGAUAUCCGGGAUGUCUCUUUUGACAGUUUAUUCAGCUGUGCUACAUAGAGCACAUCUUUUGAUACUUCCAUCAUUAUCAGAAACUGCUGACAUUUAACUCUACUGUUCUUUACAGUUUAAUCUGCAUGUCUCCUCAUUUAUACCCACAUAAUGCAGUCAAUGCAUUGUAAUA
This is a messenger RNA of Carcharodon carcharias (great white shark), 2707 nucleotides long. It is a transcript of the gene mst1, whose product is annotated as macrophage stimulating 1. Lineage: Eukaryota; Metazoa; Chordata; Chondrichthyes; Lamniformes; Lamnidae. The record is from RefSeq and is a predicted model, not a curated record. The transcript is spliced from 19 exons. Bases 1 to 2127 code for a protein of 708 amino acids. Gene Ontology annotation, molecular function: signaling receptor binding; serine-type endopeptidase activity. Gene Ontology annotation, biological process: proteolysis.